AUGGGCCAGGGUGGUCAUGGCCUGCAUUGUUGCAUCAUGGAAUACCAUGCACAAUAUGACCUGGUCAUGUUCCGCAUAUUUAUGAGCAGCAGCAACGGUCGCUGCGUGCGCCACGGGGACAGCUGGCAGCAACUACAUGCACUGUCACCAUCGAGUAGCUUCAAGGGAGAUUGGUUGGUGCUACCGCCGCCCCCUUCGGAAUCACACCUGCGUGAUGCCGCGGUGCUGGAGGCGACGGGGGCAGCAGCAGCUGCUGCAGCCGAGGUGGCGGCAGCUGCUGCAGCAUCACCAUUAUCAAAGAAGUACCCGUCCAGGGCAGAUUCCAUGCGAAUCGUUGCCAAGGCAUUCGCCGACGUUGCCAAGGCCUAUGCCGAUGCUGGCACUGCCGACGACUCAGCUGACACCGCUGACACUAACCACACCACCAACGGUGCCAACAUCAGAAUGCUUGGCACGGGCCCUAGGUUACUCUACCCUGAUCCCCAGCCGCCAUCCUUGGCUCUUCCCAACGAGCCCCCUGUACCAGGAUUGUAG
This is a messenger RNA of Volvox carteri f. nagariensis, 534 nucleotides long. RefSeq lists its product as uncharacterized. Bases 1 to 534 code for a protein of 177 amino acids. The transcript has 3 exons. NCBI's taxonomy places the organism in Eukaryota, Viridiplantae, Chlorophyta, Chlorophyceae, Chlamydomonadales, Volvocaceae. The record is from RefSeq and is a predicted model, not a curated record.